AUGUCCCCCAGCACUGCCGCGCACUCUCCAGAAGAGGAUGAAUGGGCUCGUAUAGAGCAUAUAGCUGAGAACGCAUUCACGUUCUCUGAUAUAUGCUCCGAGCCUGGCAGUACUGGGCCGAGUAGCCUUACUACUACUAGCACGGGUGUAAAUAGUACGAGUGGAGUCGUAUCCCAUUCCGAUAUCGAUCGCGACGCGUCGCUCGACGCGUUUUCGACGUUCGGGGGCACCCGGAAUGUAGACAAGAGCGAGGAGGAUCAGGAAGAGAACAAUCUGAUCUCUGUAGCGAUGGGAUAUCUCCCCGGCCCUCAAUGCAUGGACGAUUAUGACGACGAGGAAAUAACGGGAAAGACAGGGAAGGACGUCGAACCCGUUGCCGACCAGCUCGCUCUACCCAGCCCGGCCGAUAGUGCUACCACUUCAAACACUCUGACUGCGGUAGAUCAACACCCAGCUCAAUCGGCGACCGUUGCCCCAGUCCCCUCGACCGACCUCUACUGCACCUUCAACGAAGCUAUCCUGAGCAUGAUCGAGUCCCUGUCCAAAACCGAACCGACUCAGUUCGCCGCCACUGCAACUCCGUCCAACGUUGAGUCCUACGCGGGCGUUGCGUAUACCGCGUACAAUGGACAACUUGAGGAUAUCGAGAUGGUCGACAACCCCGCUGACCAAAGGGAAGAGGAAGAAGAAAGCACGAGCGACGAAGGUUCGGUGGCGUGUUGCAGCAGCGUCGAAGGCGCGGACCCGCCGGGCGAAACGAAUAGAGAGUAUAGCGAAAUAAGUAUCGCCAACGAAGCAAAACCUACCAAGUUCAAACCAGGCCUGAGUCCAGGGAAGUCCCCGAAACAGGACCCAGCAGUGAAUGGCUUAGUAGGUUUUGCUGUGGGCAUUUAA
This is a messenger RNA of Stereum hirsutum FP-91666 SS1, 894 nucleotides long. RefSeq lists its product as uncharacterized. The transcript is spliced from 4 exons. The coding region runs from base 1 to 894 and encodes 297 amino acids. NCBI's taxonomy places the organism in Eukaryota, Fungi, Basidiomycota, Agaricomycetes, Russulales, Stereaceae. The record is from RefSeq and is a predicted model, not a curated record.